This is a messenger RNA of Micropterus dolomieu (smallmouth bass), 2261 nucleotides long. RefSeq names its product neoverrucotoxin subunit alpha-like. Gene Ontology annotation, molecular function: protein binding. The transcript is spliced from 3 exons. The annotation marks the transcript as partial. Lineage: Eukaryota; Metazoa; Chordata; Actinopteri; Centrarchiformes; Centrarchidae. The record is from RefSeq and is a predicted model, not a curated record.
GCCAAGAAACAGAGCUAUAAAAGGAGGUCCAAAAGGAGGGUGGAGCCUGCUGGAGUCCGAUGGUUGAGACCAGGUCUGAGGAAGUAUUCCUGUGAACUUACACUUGACACAAACACAGUCAACAGAUGGGUCAAACUGUCUGACAAUAACAGGAAGGUGACAUGUGUGGAGAAACGUCAGUCAUAUCCUGAUCAUCCAGACAGGUUUGACUACUGGAAGCAGCUGCUGUGUAGAGAUGGUCUGACUGGUCGCUGUUACUGGGAGGUCGAGAAGAGAGGAGUUGUUUAUAUAUCAGUGAGUUACAGAGGAAUCAGAAGGAGAGGAGACAGUAAUGACUGUGUGUUUGGACGGAAUGAUCAGUCCUGGAGUCUAUACUGCUCUGAUAAUGAUUACUAUGUCUGUCACAAUAACAGAAGAACAUCCUCCUCCUCCUCCUCCCCCUUCUCCUCCUCCUCCUCCUCCUCCUCCUCUGGUAGAGUAGCAGUGUAUGUGGACUGUCCUGCUGGCUCUCUGUCCUUCUACAGAGUCUCCUCUGACACACUGAUCCACCUCCACACCUUCAACACCACAUUCACUGAACCUCUUUAUCCUGGAUUUGGGUUCUGGUCUGGUUCCGGUUCCUCAGUGUCUCUGUGUUCUGUGUAGGAGGGAUAGUCUCCUCCUGUUAGAGAACAGAUAAGUUGAGUCUGUAUAGGAUCACAGUUCCAAAGAUCUUUCAGCUUUUUGUAAUAAAUUCAUCAAUGAACUUUGUAGAAAGUGAUUCAAAGUGAUUGAACAGAUUCCUCAUUUCCAAACUUAUUCCUUCCUCCUGUGGGAUUUGUGUGCCCUUGUGUGUGUGUGAGACAGAGAGAGAGACAUUAAGAGGAAUGAGGGAUUUGGGGAGGACGGUUCAGCUCCUGGUAAAAUAUUUUAAUUUCACCUGGUGAAAUAUUUUCAGGACCUGAACUGGUUAAUUUGUUUUUGAAUAUUCAUACUACAUUGUUUUCCAACAUGCUGGUUCUGGUGAAUGCCUUGCUCAAGGAACUUUUGGACAAUGGCUGCAACAGAACAAAGUGGUGCUGUGGCUUAGUUGGUUAAAGUUACCCUUUAAAGGUUCAGUGAGUAAGUUUUUGUGGCAUCUAGUCAUGAGGGUUGCAAAUUUCACCCAGUGACUCGUGGUACAUUCACUUGUUCCUCAGAAGGUCCCAUUUCCCAAGCUGUGAAGUAGUUCUUCAGACUUGUGACAGUGUGAGUUCAUGUACUCUCAAGUCGCAAUGGACGCUACUACAAAGAUGUGUUGGUUUAUCAGAGCAUAUAAACAACAGACCUCUAGUUCAAUAUGGACAGCAAACAAACAGUUAUAACCAUAUUACAAAUUACGUGUUUGCAAAACAUAUGUAUGCAUGAAUCAAAGUUCUGUAUACUUUUUGCUGUCCCGUCUAACCGAGCUCUGAUACUCCAGAAAAACCCAGGAGGAUUUUCAACAAAAAACACUUCCUUGUGUUUUUUAAACCCAAGAACACACUAAGACAGAUCCUGGUCCACCCUAAAAACUGCACACCCAAAAACAAGAAAAGCAAUCUAGUGUAUGCGGUCCAAUGUAGUGAGGAAUGCACAGACAUUUAUAUUGGCCAAACUAAACAACCACUACAAAAACGCAUGGCUCAAGGAUACUCAUUUGAGGAUCACCAGGUGCACAUUUUAGACGGACAGGAUGGAUCGUUUUACAGAGGUGUGCAUAAAGCUGCUAGGAGCUGCAGAUCCAGGUGAUCAUUCUAUGUAAGUUCAUGGGUGACCCACAAUGAGGAGACAAUCACCGAGCUCACCUAUGACAAGGUCUCGGACCAGGAUCAGGUCCGUUAGCUCAGUGGUUUCAUUCUCUGACUGUUGAGCAGCAUCAUCUGCAUAAAUAUAUCCAGUGAGAGGAAAAAGUCCAAUCAAGAAGCUAAAUGGAACGCUUCUUUUUCACCAGUGAUAGUGUUUGACUUUGGCCUUUUUAACAUGCAGUGUUGUGUGUUUGCUCUCUUUCCAGGUGAACCAGUGUCUCAGUGUUUUAAUGUCUUUGACUUUGACUUGAAAUUAUGAAUAAAUGUUUUAAAUACAUUACGGCUCUGAUGGGAAUGAUCACGCUGAGACAAUUAAUCUGCAUUGGAUUUGUCCUAUUUUAGGGGAGCCACAUUAUUAAUGUCCUUAGUUUCAAUGGAAAUAUAGUGUGUUCUGUAGAACUUGACUGGAAUCAGUGGUGGACUAAUAAAAAGGAGAUGGGCUCCUUCUAUUUCCUG